UGAAUAUGAUAAUUAACUAAUUUCAAAUAAUGGAAGAGGAAUUAAGAGCCAAAAUUGAUCAAGCUUGUAGAACUGCAGAAGAAUUUACGAAAUUAUAUUAUGAAAGUUUAGACAAACGGAGAUAUUUAAUGUCACGGCUGUAUAUGGAUACUGCUAUUUUAAUAUGGAAUGGAAAUGGUAUAGAAGGAAAAGAUCAAAUUCAGAAUUUUUGGACAGAAUUACCAUCUUCAGAUCAUUCAGUCAUUACUUUAGAUGCUCAACCUAUUACUGGACCUGCAGUAGCUAAUCAAUUAACAUUUUUAGUUAAAGUUAGUGGCCAAGUAAAAUAUCAAGAUAAAGCACCAAAAACAUUUAACCAAAAUUUUCUAAUAACUGCAUUGGGUGAUAAAUGGAAAAUAGUGAGUGAUUGUUUUAGAACGCAAGAAGCAUUAGAAAAUUAAAUUGCUUUUGAUAGGAUUUAAAAUAUCAACCAA
This is a messenger RNA of Ceratosolen solmsi marchali, 473 nucleotides long. RefSeq names its product NTF2-related export protein 1 (gene Nxt1). The coding region runs from base 30 to 440 and encodes 136 amino acids. NCBI's taxonomy places the organism in Eukaryota, Metazoa, Arthropoda, Insecta, Hymenoptera, Agaonidae. The record is from RefSeq and is a predicted model, not a curated record. Gene Ontology annotation, biological process: nucleocytoplasmic transport. The transcript is spliced from 4 exons.